UAUUGUAGAUUUUCAGAAAAGGAAUUUGAAUUUUCAGAUGAUAUGAAGGACGCAAUGGCGAAAGCAGCUCCCACUGGAAAGGUAACUGAUGCCCCUCUGACCGAUGAAGAAAUCGACGAACUGUUGACGAAGCUAACGAGUGAGGAGAUAGAGAAGCUUCUAGAAGAUACUGAUCCAGAUGAUACGCAUAUGCCUCCAAGUGCCAGGUGCACUUACCACUGUGAGAAGGCUCCAACCGGACCCUUGAACCGUAAAGCACUGCUCAAUUAUAUAUACGACCAGGCAAAGAAAACCCCUGACCAGCAGGAUUAUGUACCGCAUGUACCGGGAACUGUACGCGGCAAAAAAUGGAUUAAUCCUCAAAUACAGGAAGAAAGUUUGGACGAUUUCCAGCUGGAUAUAGAUCUCGGCGACGAAAUAGAAAUGGCUUUAAACGAUGCCUCAACACAAGACAUGAUAGAUCUAGCCGGGAUUAUGGGACUUCACUCUUUAAUCAACCAAGAGCAAUACCACGCCUCACAGUCUGACAAAGCGGACAAGGCAGAUCCAAACCUGGGCUGGGACGGAGUAACUAAAGCCACACCCCUCAAGUAUUAUCCUCCUGAGGCGCCCAACCUUACCAACCCUGACGAGGUUCUUGAGAAGAUUAUUGAAAAUGAUGAGGAGCAGAAGGAAGUGAACUUGAACAAUGUUCCGGUCCCGGAGAAAACGUUCUUAGAAAUAUUCAAAGCUCUUCAGAAUAACAAAGUUCUUCACAGUCUAUCUCUUUCUAACACCAGUCUUACAGAUUGGGCAGCCUGUAAUCUUGCGCACACACUAGAGGCCAAUGGAACCAUUGAGAAGCUGAACCUUGAGUCCAACAACAUCACCCCGCAAACGUUGUCUAAAUUGUUUGAGGCAAUCAACAUCCAGGAGUCGGUAACGGAGUUGAAAGCUCUAAACCAGGCAGCACAGUGUUUGGGUAACAAGGUUGAGAUGGCGAUCACCAAGUCAAUUGAGAACAACAAGACCCUACUGAAGGUUGGACUCCAGUUUGAGUUCAACGACUGUAGGAACAGGGUUGCAGUCCACCUGCAGAAGAAUCUGGACAGGAUUCGUCUCAAGAGAAUUGCGGAAAAAUUUAUCAGUCGUGGAAACGCAACUGCCGGAUAUUUUGCUCCGCCUCCGGGCUCUCUUCCUGUCUGGAAGAAAGCUUCAACUCCAGAGUCGGAGUACGAGUAUUAUUAUUCCGAUCACUCAGACGACGAAGACUAGACCAGGACGGGUCGGGAAGAGACGGAGAAGUAGAAUAAUUAUACUUUGUAUUAAUGUCUUCCAUUUUUUAUAUUUCUAUCUUUGCCAAACGUUUACCAAAGAAAUAGGACAAUCUCAAAACUCGUAACUUAAGGUGCUAAAACUUAUACAAUCUAGUCGAAAAAAUAAAUAUUUGUCAAGAAAUUUAAUGUUUGUUCAUCUAUAAAAUAUAUAUCUGAAUUUUGGUGCUUUAUGACGACCCACUUUCAGAA
Molecule: messenger RNA, 1505 nt
Organism: Eurytemora carolleeae
Lineage: Eukaryota; Metazoa; Arthropoda; Copepoda; Calanoida; Temoridae
Product: tropomodulin-like
Exons: 4
Coding region: 43-1254 (403 amino acids)
Biological process (GO): myofibril assembly; pointed-end actin filament capping
Cellular component (GO): myofibril
Molecular function (GO): tropomyosin binding
Source: RefSeq, a predicted model, not a curated record